Molecule: messenger RNA, 2864 nt
Organism: Pan troglodytes (chimpanzee)
Lineage: Eukaryota; Metazoa; Chordata; Mammalia; Primates; Hominidae
Product: small ribosomal subunit protein uS19-like
Exons: 2
Coding region: 1-435 (144 amino acids)
Biological process (GO): ribosomal small subunit assembly; translation
Cellular component (GO): ribosome; cytosolic small ribosomal subunit
Molecular function (GO): structural constituent of ribosome; RNA binding
Source: RefSeq, a predicted model, not a curated record
AUGGCCGAGGUACAGCAGAAGAAGCGGACCUUCCGCAAACUCACCUACCGCGGGACAGACUUGCACCAGCCGCUGGACGUGUCCUGCGAGCAGCUGACGCAGCUGUACAGUGCGUGCCAGCGGCGGCAAGCGAACCCGGGCCUGCGGCGGAAACAGCACUCGCUGCUGAAGCGCCUGCGCAAGGCCAAGAAGGAGGCACCGCCCAUGGAGAAGCCGGAAGUGGUGAAGGCGCACCUGCGGGACAUGAUCAUCCUGCCCAAGAUGGUGGGCAGCAUGGUGGGCGUCUACAACGGCAAGACCUUCAACCAGGUGGAGAUCAAGCCGGAGAUGAUCGGUCACUACCUGGGCGAGUUCUCCAUCACCUAUAAGCUGGUGAAGCACUGCCGGCCCGGCAUCGGGGCCACCCACUCCUCCCGCUUCAUCCCCCUCAAGUAGUGGCUCAGCUAAUAAAGGCACACAUAUCUCCAAAAAAAAAAAAAAAAGGAAGUUAAAUGGAUGGUUUUGCCGGGGACUCACUGCAAACACCUACAACAUUUCAAGGAACCAGACCCUUCAGUAGUGCUGGAUAGGUGAUGGUAAUGCCAACCUACACGUGUUGGAGUUUUCAACAAUGCUGUGCCAUAAGCUCAUGAGAAGUUAUAGUCUGACAAUGAUGAUAGACUUGAAUUCUGGAAUCUUGGGCAGUCUGUUCCAGAAAUGAUACACACUGGUACUUUCAUUUCAAAGUAUGAAGAAAGAUAAGCCACAUACAGGAACAGCACAAGAUUCCUAACAGGUUCUGUUGAACUUAAAUUGCUUUAAAGAUUUUUUUGCAUUAUCUGAAGAGAAUCACCAGGUUUUGGUUUUGAGAACUCUGAAGGCAAGAAGCAGGAGGAUCCAGACCGGAAAGCAUUGAACCAGCCCUCUCACUCCAUCUGCCUACACAUAAAACAGAACAAAAUAAACUAUUGUCAUAACUCCACACAAUUAUAUUAAGAGACUAAAAAGUAGCCUCAAAAAUGGCUGGUGAUGUUCAAGUAAUCUACAAAUACCGGGUUUUAACAAAUUAAGUAGGAAACAAGACGGUGAGUGGUAAAGUUGCUUUGGUUAAACUCCUACUUCCUCGACUUGCCAUGUGACUUUAAGCAAGUUACAAGACGUCUCUGUCUCAGCUGCCUCACGUGAAAAAUGAGGGUAUCAGUCCUUAACUCACUAAACUGUCAGAUUUUAAUUACAACAGUGCCUGGCAAAUAAUCAUUUAUUAAGACUUAUUUUUUAAAUGAUUCCUAUGAGGGCCUCCGGAAUCAAACCCUUUUUAAGCAGCAGAAAGGGAAUAAAAUCCACAUUUAUAUGACUAUUGUCUAUUAGGAAUCUAAAUAGGAAUCAUCUUACUUUUUAGGGGUUGCCUUACCCCAAAUAUUCUACAACUUCUGAGUUUUCUUUUUUUUCUUUUUGAGACAGGGUCCCACUGUGUCGCUUCGGCUGGGGUGCAGUGGCCCAAUCACAGCUCACUACAGCCCUCACUUCCCAGGCUCACAUGAUCCAAGUGAUCUUCCUGCCUCAGCCUCCCUAUUAGCUAGGUUCACAGGCAUGCACCACCACAGCCAGCUUUUUUUUUUUUUUUUUUUUUUUUUUUGUAGAGAGGAGGUUUCACCAUGUUGCCCAGGCUGGUCUUAAACUCCUGUGCUCAAGGGAUCCACCCACUUCCGCCCCCCAACGUGCUAGGAUUACAGAGGUGAACCACCUUGAUGGUCUGAGUUUCAAUUAUAAAUAUGACACUGGGCUGGCUGGGUCAGGCGUCUAGAAAGUGCACUAACAUUGGAAGAAAGGGUGAUCAGGCCUCUAGUUCCUGUUCUGCUACCAAUUAGCUGUGUGACCUUUAGUAAGUUAAGAAUUCUCCCAAGGCAUUCUAUACAACCGAGAGGGGUGGGAGAAGAGAUAGUGAGGAACUAGAUUUCUAAGGUAGCCAUUAAAAUCCUGCUAAUCCUAAACAGACAAUUUUAGAGGAUUCUUAAGAUUAUCUUUCUUAUAAAGGAAGGACAGGCCAGAAAAGAUAGCUGUUAAAGUGAAUUGACAAAGUUAAAUCAUAUUAAUGUCCUUUGUGAGCUCCAUGAAUGCAGAAAUGGUAUGUUAUUUAUCUGUAUGAUCCAGUCUACUGGCACCCAGUACCUACUCAAAAUGCUGGUGUGCUGAACUAUACGUUCGUAUUUGGGUAUCAACUGCACUUUUAUUGGAGCUUUCUUUAUAGAAGUUAUUUCUCAGAUAUAUUUCUUUCCCUGUUGCAUCAUACACUUUACCUGUCCCCCAUUUAAUUCUCGCAUUAAAGUAGUGAGAUACGCACUAUCAUUUGCAUAUCAGGAAACUUAAGUCCAGGCUACCUGGCUCUUAGCUGGAGAACAGACUCCAACCGAGGUCUACCUUGCCUGAAAAAUCUGUGCUCUUAGCAGGGAGCGGUGGCUCAUGCCUGUAAUCCCAACACUUUGCGAGGCCGAGGUAGUCGGAUCACUUAAGGUCAGGAGUUCCAGACCUGCCUGACCAACAUGGCGAAACCCUGUCUCUACUAAAAAUACAAAAAUUAGCCGGGCGUGGUGGCGCAUGCCUGUAAUCCCAGCUACUCGGGAGGCUGAAGCAGGAGAAUCGCUUGAACCCCGGAGGCGGGAGGUUGCAGUGAGCAGAGAUAGCACCACUGCACUCCAGCCUGGGUGACAGAGCGAGGCUCCAUCUCACACACACAAAAAAAGAAAAAUCUGUGCUCUUAACUACCCUGAUUUUCACCUCCCGUUAACACUUGGCAAAUACAUGUUGGUAAGAAAAGAUAAGAGACAUAAAGACCUAUCGGCAUUCAGCUCCGUGUAAUGUUAUGAUAAUAAAAACAUUUAUUUGGG